AUUUUGGGUUUUUGCCAUUUGGGUUUUCUUCUGUCUCAUCUGGUUUUAGAGAGAGAAGUGAAGAGAGAGAGAGGGAAGACGAUGACUGAGAAUCGGGUGGUUUUGGCUCUGGUUUUACUCUGCAUUGUUGGGUUUGAGCCAAGUUUCAUCCAUGGAGAUACAGAUGCAUCAGAUACUUCUGCGUUAAACUCCUUGUUCACCUCCAUGAAUUCUCCUGGACAGCUAUCUCAAUGGACAGCAUCGGGAGGUGAUCCUUGUGGUCAAAACUGGAGAGGCGUUACUUGCUCUGGUUCACGAGUUACUCAAAUAAAGUUACCAAGUCUUGGACUGUCUGGAUCACUUGGUUUUAUGCUUGAUAAAUUGACUUCUGUUACUGAGUUGGAUCUAAGCAACAAUAACCUCGGAGGCGAUUUGUCGUAUCAGCUUCCUCCAAACUUGGAGCGAUUGAAUCUUGCUAAUAACCAGUUCACUGGAUCUGCUCAGUAUUCCAUUUCUCUUAUGGCACCUCUCAAGUACCUCAAUCUUGCUCACAACCAGUUAAAGCAACUAGCUAUUGACUUCACGAAACUUACCUCUCUCUCUAUCUUGGACCUCUCUUCCAAUGCUAUCACAGGGUCUCUCCCAAACUCCUGUAGCUCUCUUACGAGUGCUAAAUCAAUUUAUCUUCAGAACAAUCAGUUCUCAGGCACCAUCGAUAUCCUAGCCACCCUUCCUCUUGAAAAUCUGAAUAUUGCAAACAAUCGAUUUACAGGAUGGGUCCCCGAUUCUUUGAAAGGCAUUAACUUGCAAAAAGAUGGUAAUUUAUUCAAUUCCGGGCCUGCACCUCCACCACCUCCUGGUACACCUCCGAUCCAUAAAUCACCUACUCCGAAAUCUGGUAAUCGUGACACCCGGUCCAAUGGUGAUUCUUCUAGUAGUAGCAAAGACUCCAACAAAUCAGGGAUUGGAGCUGGUGGAAUAGCGGGAAUAGUCAUUUCAUUGAUAAUUGUAGCAGCCGUCAUAGCUUUCUUCUUGAUCAAGAGAAAAAGAUCAAAGAGAUCAUCAUCCACGGACAUUGAAAAGACUGAUAAUAACAUUAACCAACCCAUUAUACUAGCUUCAAACGAAUUCCAUCAAGAGAAUAAGUCUGUACAGAAUCCACCAUUAGUUGAGACAAAGAAACUCGAUACAUCAUUGUCAAUGAAUCUACGUCCUCCACCAGCUGAGCGACAUAAGUCGUUUGAUGAUGAUGAUUCAACAAUGAGAAAACCCAUUGUUGCAAAGAAAGCUGCUGUUAUUGUUCCUUCAAAUGUGCACACAUAUACGGUUGCAGAUCUCCAAAUAGCUACCAACAGUUUCAGUGUAGAUAAUCUUCUCGGUGAAGGGACAUUUGGAAGAGUAUACAGAGCUCAAUUUGAUGAUGGGAAGGUACUUGCUGUGAAGAAAAUAGACUCUUCUGCGCUUCCCACUGACACGGCUGAUGAUUUUACCGAAAUAGUGUCGAAAAUUGCGCAUUUGGAUCACGAAAAUGUCACAAAGCUUGAUGGUUACUGUUCUGAACACGGGCAACACUUGGUGGUCUAUGAGUUCCAUAAAAACGGCUCAUUGCAUGACUUUUUACAUCUUGCGGAAGAGGAAAGUAAACCGUUGAUAUGGAAUCCCCGUGUCAAGAUCGCUCUUGGCACUGCACGCGCAUUGGAGUACUUGCAUGAAGUUUGCUCACCAUCUAUAGUCCACAAGAACAUCAAAUCAGCAAAUAUUUUACUUGACUCAGAGCUGAAUCCGCACCUAUCAGACUCAGGUCUUGCUAGCUUCCUCCCCACUGCAAAUGAGCUCCUGAACCAAAAUGAUGAAGGAUACAGCGCACCAGAAACUUCAAUGUCAGGCCAAUACUCUUUGAAAAGUGACGUUUACAGUUUUGGAGUAGUGAUGCUUGAGCUCUUAACUGGAAGAAAACCAUUCGACAGCACAAGGUCAAGAUCUGAGCAGUCAUUGGUGAGAUGGGCAACACCUCAGCUUCACGACAUUGAUGCAUUGGGCAAAAUGGUUGAUCCAGCACUCAAAGGGCUUUAUCCGGUUAAAUCCCUCUCCCGAUUUGCAGAUGUUAUCGCCCUAUGCGUCCAGCCGGAGCCAGAGUUUAGACCACCAAUGUCUGAAGUGGUGCAAGCGUUGGUUGUGCUGGUGCAGAGAGCUAACAUGAGCAAAAGAACUGUCGGAGUCGGCUCCGGUAGCUCCGGCGCCAAUGAUUACAUGUAAAUUCUUUACCUGAGAGAACCAAACAAAACAAAACAUAAAAAUUUGCCCUUUUUUCUUGUCUGUUCGGAUUCUGGGUCGGACGGCGACAGCAAGUGACAACAGAGACAGACAAACAAAAACAAAAUCCUUUCUUUUUUUUGGUUUCAUAAAACUGAUGAGAGAAUAACAACAACAACAACCCCUUCACGCAUUGUACACUCCCCCAUGUAUCUUUGUAAUUUGUUCCCAAUUUGUAGCGUCUUUUUUUAGAUUCCGACAACAUGGACAAAACCAUUCCCUUUUGUGAAUCCCCUUCGGCUACGGUAUUUUUCCAUUGUAAUUUUUAUUGUUGUUUGAAUAAAUUUCCUGCGAAGAAAUUUUUAUA
This is a messenger RNA of Capsella rubella, 2599 nucleotides long. Its product is annotated as protein STRUBBELIG-RECEPTOR FAMILY 7. Bases 82 to 2235 code for a protein of 717 amino acids. Gene Ontology annotation, biological process: protein phosphorylation. The record is from RefSeq and is a predicted model, not a curated record. Gene Ontology annotation, molecular function: protein kinase activity; protein binding; ATP binding. Lineage: Eukaryota; Viridiplantae; Streptophyta; Magnoliopsida; Brassicales; Brassicaceae. The transcript has 16 exons.